Messenger RNA from Phoenix dactylifera (date palm), 1119 nucleotides. RefSeq names its product ras-related protein RABA1f. Lineage: Eukaryota; Viridiplantae; Streptophyta; Magnoliopsida; Arecales; Arecaceae. The record is from RefSeq and is a predicted model, not a curated record. Gene Ontology annotation, molecular function: GTP binding; GTPase activity.
CGCUAUUCUUUUCCAUCUCCUUUCUUUCCCUCAAAUCUUCGAAUCUUUUCUCUCUUCCUCUCUCUCUCUCUAUGCCAGGAAUCGUCACGACGGUGAUGAUCCGGUCCUUCUUCUUUUGAGAGAAGCGAAGGGUGGCGGAGGGAGCUCGGAUCUGCUCGCCGGGGAAGGAUUGGAAGGCGGCGGCGGCGUUGGUGGUGGAGGAAUGGCGUACAGGGCGGACGACGACUAUGAUUACCUCUUCAAGGUGGUGCUGAUCGGGGACUCGGGGGUGGGGAAAUCGAACCUGCUGUCGAGGUUUACGAGGAAUGAGUUCAGCCUCGAGUCCAAGUCCACCAUCGGCGUCGAGUUCGCUACCCGGAGCAUCCACGUCGAAGACAAGGUCGUCAAGGCCCAGAUUUGGGACACCGCCGGCCAAGAAAGAUACCGAGCUAUCACAAGUGCAUAUUAUCGAGGAGCUGUUGGUGCACUCCUUGUCUAUGAUGUUACUCGUCAUGUCACAUUUGAGAAUGUGGAAAGAUGGUUAAAGGAACUUAGGGAUCACACAGAUUCCAAUAUUGUAAUAAUGCUUGUCGGGAACAAAGCUGAUUUGCGCCACCUUAGAGCUGUUUCAACUGAAGAAGCAAAGGCUUUUGCUGAGAGGGAGAACACCUUCUUCAUGGAGACAUCUGCUCUGGAAGCAAUGAAUGUGGAGAAUUCCUUCACUGAAGUGCUCACUCAGAUCUAUCGCGUGGUCAGCAGGAAGGCACUUGAUGUUGGAGAUGAUCCAGCAGCAUUGCCUAAGGGCCAGACCAUUAAUGUGGGAACCAAGGACGAUGUAUCUGCUGUGAAAAAAGUUGGUUGCUGCUCAGUUUAGGUCUGGGUAACAAGUUAAUUGAUCUUGUGAUCUAGGGAAACUCUGGAGAAUUUCACUUAAAAAAUGCUUCUCCUCACACAGAAAUUUUGCUGGUGAUUACAUGGUUUGAAUGUGUUUAAACUUUGCCUGAGAUGGCUAGAGAUUAGGAUUUAAUUUUUGUAGUUUGUCAUUUUGUUGCAUUCAGACUUUUGUUUCUCAUUUGAUGUAUUGCUAUUGCUUUUGAUUAAUACAAGCUACUGUUGCAUUCAAUCGUUGGAUUCUUGGAA